AUGACGCCAACAGGAACUUCACAGAAGCUCUCCUCCCAGGACAAAAGAUUCUCCCAACAAGAGAGAAGAGGAAAUGGCCCCCACAACUCCCAGCAAUCCCAAAAAAAAAAGAAUCCCCUAGGAAAAUGCCGGGAUUACAUGAAAAAAGUGACAGAACACAUGCAAAAGCUAGAAAAAGAGAUCCACACACAGAAAAGACCAAAUCUAUCAAAAAAAGAAAGAGCAGCAUUGGAUCUCCUGAAAAAAGAUGCAAACAUAGUGAUCAAGAAAGCUGACAAGGAUGGAGCGUUGGUGGUGCUAAAAACUGAGAGCUACAUCAAGAUGGGAAACCAACAUUUAAGAGACAAGGAAACAUAUGAAACAGUAGGAAACCCAGAAGAAGCUCUCCAAGCUGUUACCAGAGAGAGCAAAUUACUGGUCAACAGGUUCCAUACAUUGGAUAACAUAAAAGAAAAAGUCAGGAGCUUCACAGCAGGACAAAGGGACGCUCUACUGCAACACAAGGCCAGCAUCCCGCACUGGUAUGUCCUCCCCAAAACGCAUAAAGCCAUAGAUGAGGACACAGGCACCUGGCCUGGAAGACCAGUUUUGAGCGGCUGCAGUGCACCCACCAGACCAGUAGAUAGACUGCUUACCACCUUCCUGACCCCCCUUUUAGAACUACUGCCAGAAAGACUCCAGGACACAUCGGAUUUUCUGAGGAAAAUGAAAGAUAGCCCUCGUUUUCCGAAAGAUUCCAUAAUCUUCUCCUUUGACAUUGUCUCACUCUACCCAUCCAUCCCCCAAGAAGAGGCAGCAUGGGUAGUUGCAAACUUCUAUGAGAAGAAUUAUGGGUAUGUUCAAGGACGUCUGGCAGCAGAUUUUAACAUAACACCCCCACCUCCAUACCUGAUCAAAGAAGGGAUAGAUCAUGUACUAAGAGGAACUCUGCUAAGAUUUGAUAACAAAUUCUAUAGACAGUGUAAGGGCACAGCAAUUGGAGCCUCAGUUUCAGUGGCACUUGCAGAGAUUUUCGUGCAUGUCAGCAUAGAAAAGAAGAGGAAGAAACUAAGGAAACAGCCAGAGAUCUUCUACAGAUAUAUAGACGAUAUUUUUGGGAUCUUCACAGGAACAGAGGAAGAGUUGCAACAAUACCACAAAGAGCUGAAUGAACUCCACCCAGAUUUGAAAUUCACGUUGGAAUGGAGUAAAGAAAAGCUCCCCUUCUUGGAUACCAUGGUGUAUUGGGACACAGAAAUGCGCCCACAGACAUCCACCUUUUACAAGCCCUCCAACACACAUCAAUAUCUCCAUUUUCUGUCCAGCCACCACCCCAGUUUGAAGAAAUCCCUCCCCUUCUCACAGGGCAUCAGGAUCAAGAGGAUUAUCAGUGAAAGAAAAAACCUCGACAAAGCCCUGCAAGAAAUGGUAAAUUUCUUCAGUAAAAGGGGUUACAGCAGACAGAUAUUGAUGAAAGCACUGGAGAGGUUAGAAGGUAUCCCAAGAGAAACACUGUUGCACAACGACACGGCAAGGAACAUGGAAAGGUCCAUCAUACCCAUGGUAUACUCCCAGACCCUGGCCACCCCCAUCAGGCAAUCCAUAAAUGAAAUUUGGGAGUGGUUGAAAGAAGAUUCGAAAGGCAAACCUUGGGAGAACAGAUUCAAAGGGCCCCCCCUAUGA
Messenger RNA from Penaeus vannamei (Pacific white shrimp), 1662 nucleotides. NCBI's taxonomy places the organism in Eukaryota, Metazoa, Arthropoda, Malacostraca, Decapoda, Penaeidae. The record is from RefSeq and is a predicted model, not a curated record.